CUAAUAUUGUACAUUGCACUUGCCUACGUUUUCUCUAUAUGUCAUUAUGUUUCCAUGAGAAACAUUCGUUAUGAAAUCCAUUCAAUAAUGCUAGACAGAACCUUGACGUGGAUCAAGAACGAUCCGCUGUAGCGAGAAAUUCAUACCAGUCGUAUUCGCGAACGACAUUGCGAUAUACCUGGAAUAGAAUGGAAACAGUAGGUACAUUACAAUGGGAGGAUUACUUGGUUAUUGUAGCCACACUAUGCUUAAGUAUUGGCACAGGUAUCUAUUAUCGAUUCAGUGGUGGACGACAAAAAACUAUGGAAGAAUAUUUCAUUGCCAAUAAAUCCAUGAACAUUAUACCUGUUGGUAUUGCACUAGUAGUUUCCUUCAUGUCUGCAAUUACCUUAUUAGGAGUUUCUGCAGAAAACUACACAUAUGGAACACAAUUUGUAGUAAUUAAUUUAUCAUAUCUCAUAGGAACUCCUAUUGUUUGUUAUGGAUUUCUACCAGUAUUUUUUAAACUUCAAGCAACAAGUGCUUAUGAGUACUUAGAAAAACGUUUUGGAAUAAUAGCUAGGAUGAUGGCUAGUUUUGUUUACUGGCUACAGCUGCUUCUGUAUUCAGGUGUUGUACUUUAUGCCCCUGCUUUAGCAUUGGAAGCAACAACAGGAAUUUCUAAAGCUACCAGCAUUAUUGUUAUUGGAAUAGUUUGUUCAUUUUAUUCAAGCAUAGGAGGCAUUAAAGCUGUACUAAUUACAGAUGUGUUCCAAGGACUACUCAUGUUUAUUUCUGUUUUUGUUAUUAUUAUCAUAGCUGCUAAUGAAGCUGGAAGUUUAGGAAAAAUCUGGCAAAUAGCAGACGAAGGAAAUAGAAUUCAAUUUGAUAGUAUUUCUAUAGACCCUACAGUUCGACACACUUGGUGGUCCCUCACUAUUGGUGGUUUAUUCACGUUCCUAUCAUUGUAUGGCGUAAAUCAAGUUCAAGUGCAACGUUUAUUGACAGUAAAAGAUAUAAAAGCAUCACAAAAAGCACUCUGGUUGUCAUGGCCAAUUUUAUCAUUACUUUCAUUUACUACAUGUUUCUCAGGUUUAGCAAUAUAUAGUAAAUAUUAUAAAUGUGAUCCAUUACUUCAAAAAAGAAUAUCAUCAAUAGAUAUGUUGAUGCCAUUAUAUGUAAUGGAUACUAUGUCUAAUAAACCUGGUUUACCUGGUAUUUUCAUAGCAGGUAUUUUUAGUGCUAGUCUCAGCACUAUUUCAGCAGCGUUAAAUUCGUUGGCAGCGGUAACACUAGAAGAUUAUUUAAAACCAGUAUAUAAAAAAUGUUGCGGUAGGGAAUUCUCUUUGACUAUGUCGACAAAUCUGGCCAAAUUACUCGUUUUAUUGUAUGGAUUUAUUUCUGUUGCUUUGGCAUUCUUGGCACAAUUAUUAGGUGGUGUUUUACAGGCUGGAUUAACAAUAUUUGGAGUAGUGGGUGGCCCUCUUCUGGGCCUUUUUACCCUUGGAAUGCUCACAGAAACAGCUACAGAAAUAGGAUCCGUAACAGGUGCCACUAUUGCCCUAGUAUUUCUAUUUUGGAUUGCUUUUGGACAACCUAGACCUAUUACUCCAACACUGCCAGUGACUGAUAUUGAUUGUCCAAAUGCAACCCUUUCUACCUUGCAGACACAAUUCAUGCGGAAACAAGAUGAUUCAUCUUACUUCUAUUUAUAUCGAAUCUCCUAUAUGUGGUAUUGUCCUCUUGGAUUUCUGAUAACGUUUGUCAUUGGAUUACUCCUUAGCUUUUGUAUGAAGCGGAUAUUUAAAAAACAGAAACUUGAGUUGGACCCAAACUUAUUCUUUCCUAUAAUAGGAGAACGUAUACGUCGUAGGCGUGAGCAGACUUUUGGUUAUGAGAACCAGGUAUCAAAACAUGCCACUAUGUCCAAAAAGUAUGUUUUUACUAUAAAUGCAACUAACAACGAGGAAACUAUUGAAGAUAUGAAUACCACCAAGCUUUAA
Molecule: messenger RNA, 1982 nt
Organism: Eufriesea mexicana
Lineage: Eukaryota; Metazoa; Arthropoda; Insecta; Hymenoptera; Apidae
Product: putative sodium-dependent multivitamin transporter
Exons: 9
Coding region: 189-1982 (597 amino acids)
Biological process (GO): sodium ion transport; transmembrane transport
Cellular component (GO): membrane
Molecular function (GO): symporter activity
Source: RefSeq, a predicted model, not a curated record